AUGGAGGUGCCAUCAGAGAAAGUCAACCCAGUUGAGGAGUCAGAAACUCCACAGACAAAAGAUGAAGAGGAAUCAUCCGAUGAUUCAUUCCUAGAACCAGAAGCACUAGUAAAGAUCAUGAAAAACCUAACCCUGAAUCCCAGUGCCAAGCAGUCAGCACAUCAUCGCAGGUUCUGUCACCUGAUUGAGAGCAGACCUAUGGAGAACAGAAGCAAAAGAAUCUUGAGGGAAGGUCAAAGCGCCUUUCCCAAGAGAAGGGUCCGCACAUUGUUGUCAGUGCUGCAAGAUCCUACAGCAAGGAUGAAGAGAUUUGCUCAGAUUGAACAGAGACAAAAAAGGCUUGAAGGCAAGGAAUACAAAGGGAACAGUGAGCCAUUCGGAUGUCUCUGCACUUUCUGCCACUAUCAAGGAUGGGAUCCUUCUGAGAAUGCUAAAAUCGGGAAGAAUUAG
This is a messenger RNA of Arvicanthis niloticus (Nile rat), 450 nucleotides long. Lineage: Eukaryota; Metazoa; Chordata; Mammalia; Rodentia; Muridae. The record is from RefSeq and is a predicted model, not a curated record.